Molecule: messenger RNA, 1369 nt
Organism: Solea senegalensis (Senegalese sole)
Lineage: Eukaryota; Metazoa; Chordata; Actinopteri; Pleuronectiformes; Soleidae
Gene: gnptg
Product: N-acetylglucosamine-1-phosphate transferase subunit gamma
Exons: 11
Coding region: 69-986 (305 amino acids)
Cellular component (GO): Golgi apparatus
Source: RefSeq, a predicted model, not a curated record
UGACAUGUCACCUGACGAAUACAACAAGGGAGGAAGUGCAGCCGAUCGCACAUUGUAAAAAACAAGCAAUGCAGUGUUUAUGUAAAAUAGAAUCCAGUUUAAUGAAGUUGUGGCUCGUCUGUUUGUCUCUUUUCAUAAACCAUGGGUUUGCAGGGAAAAUGAAAAUAGUCGAGGAGCCAAACACAUUUGGGUUGAACAAUCAUUUUCUGUCUCAGGGAAGCAGACUACAGCCCAAAGUGACCCCAUCUUCAGUGUCUGGCCCAGUGCAUCUUCAUCAGCUUGCUGGAAAGUGUUUCAGUCUCACAGAAUCCACGUAUAAAUAUGAAUUCUGUCCAUUUCACAACAUCACCCAGCAUGAGCAGUCGUUCAGGUGGAAUGCCUACAGUGGGAUCCUGGGGAUCUGGCAGGAGUGGGAAAUAGAAAACAACACUUUCACAGGGAUGUGGAUGAGAGACGGGGAUACUUGUGGAACCAGAAAAAGAGAAACAAAGGCGAUUUUGGUCUGCGGCGUGAGCAGCAAGCUUGUUCAAGUGUCAGAGCCCAGCACUUGUGUUUACUCGCUAACCUUUGAGACGCCACUUGUUUGCCAUCCACAUUCUCUUUUAGUGUACCCAACGCUGACUGAGAAACUGCAAGGGGAAUGGGAUGAAGCAGAGCAGGCGCGUUAUGAAGCUCUUGUUACUGAACAGGGUUACAGCAAUCUCUUGCGGGACAUUUUUGAAGACGCCGGUCUCCUGAAGAGCCAAAAAGUGAAGGUCAAACUACCAGAAGAUGUAGACGAUGCAGUGAAGCAGGUCUCCUUACAAAAAUGCACUGAGGACCUCCAAAAGCAGAGGGAAGAGGUUGAGAGACUGCGUGCGCUCCUCACUCAACACAAUAUUCCGUAUACUCCGUCAAAACAGAAUGAAGCAAAAGUUGAUGCAGUGGUUGUGAAAGAUGAGAAUCAACACCUGCGAGGAGACACGGGACUUCUUGACCCGCAGUGAAAGUCACCUGAAAGCGAGCCAAGCAACGGAGACUGGGAACACCGGACCGGACACUGUUCCCGUCACCGGUGACAACACUAAAUGUGCAUUGAAGAACUGACCGUGUGGAAAAAUGAACUUGGAUUUUGAACUAAUUUUAGAGAAGUUAGCUGGUGCUCUCGCUCUCACACUAUUAGCAUAGCAACAGUGGGUACAUCAGCUACAUCUACUGAAUUAAUAGCAAGUGUUUUUCCAUGUGCAAACCAAAAGGCAAAAGUGGUGGAGGAUAGUUUCUUUAUACAUAUGUAUGGAUUCAUACAGAGACAGAAACAUAUUUAAAAAAAGGUCAGUCGUGCUGUAUUUUCAUGCAAAUAUAAAUCUGUAAUUGACAUAUUUAACAUAAA